Messenger RNA from Amphibalanus amphitrite, 1239 nucleotides. RefSeq names its product shematrin-like protein 1. The record is from RefSeq and is a predicted model, not a curated record. The transcript has 2 exons. Lineage: Eukaryota; Metazoa; Arthropoda; Thecostraca; Balanomorpha; Balanidae. The coding region runs from base 497 to 748 and encodes 83 amino acids.
AUCUUUUUCUUUCAAUCGGGCGGACUUGUAAGCCCAUGGGCCUUGAUGCGCCUUGUAAAGUUGGAUGCUCUCGCUGUAGCUCUCGGCUCUGCCUCCACCACCUUAAAUGAUUAACCUCAAACACGCGAUUCAUUCAUAUUUCCCAGAUGCCACGGAACCACUAUGAUGGCUCCCUAAUUAAUCAAAGCCUGUGCAGCAGCACCACUCACAGCUGCGGCCCGCACGCCCAUGCUGUCGUCAGUGGUCCCCUAUUGCACCGUGCACCGGCUGCGUGCCGCCGGCAGUGUGCAGUGCGCGCGGCACGGUCGGCAGGACCGUCCCAUGACCUCGGGGUCGGCCCGUUCACCGAUGCCGGAUCAGGCGUGGCACCCAUGUCCGCCGCUCGCCGCCGUAUAAAGGGCUGCCGACCGGGGCCCGUCGAGCAGUCUGCCGAGAUCGCCGGUUCAGGUGCUUCCCGUUGUCCGACUUCGCCGGCCCAUCGACCCCGACUCACACCAUGAUGAUCAAGGCGGUGCUCCUUCUGGCGCUGGUCGCCGUCUCGCAGGCCUUCUUCUUCCGUCUGGGAGGCGGCCGGAAACACCACGGCCACGGCUACGGGCACGGCUACCACCACCAGCCGAGCUACGGGCACGGCUACCACCAGCCCAGCUACGGCUACCAGCCCAGCUACGACUACGGUCACGGCGGCGGCUUCAGCGACUACAGCGACUACUAUGACGACGGCUAUAACUCGUACGGAUACCACUAGUGCUGCGCCCACUCGCGACGGGGCGGGUCGGUGCGUGACGCUCUCUUGUUGCCCUGGUUAUCAGAACAGGGUCGUUCACUCACAUACAUCCUGUGUAUGCAGUUUGUGACCUGUAUAUGCUCAUUUGUCUAGAAACGACGACUGCGGGCAACGCUCAAGUGUCGUUAUUCGUCACUGCGAAUCAAAUAUCGUCGCGUUCUAUUGCCUACCAUGUCUUCCCGUUGCCAAGAGUACGCUGGUGUGAUAUUCAUUCUAGAUUUAUCCCGUGCGAAAGUAGUCAGACGCCUCUAUGUGUGCACAUGAAUCGCCAUGCACUUUGACGGCCUUGAUCAAUGAUCAUGUUUCUCCAAAGUGGCCCUAUCUUGUCAAAUGGUAUCUGCUUUAGAUAAGCGUCACCAUCAAUGACUCAUCAGCUUGCACGAAUCAUCGGCUUGCAUGCAUGUUUCAAAUGCAUACACUAUUUAUCAUAAUAUAUGCAUAUGUUCGCUAAA